Messenger RNA from Didymodactylos carnosus, 2086 nucleotides. The record is from the annotation of a GenBank genome assembly. NCBI's taxonomy places the organism in Eukaryota, Metazoa, Rotifera, Eurotatoria, Philodinida, Philodinidae.
CUAAGAAUAAGUUACUAUCUCCCUUUCAGUCAGGCUUUAUAGCCGGAGAUAGUACGACAAAUCUCCUUUUAGACGUGAUAGAAAACAUAAGAGCGGGGGAUGGAAAACGAUAAGGUGGUAAGAGCAGUUCUCCUAGAUUUUCAGAAAGCUUUUGAUCAAGUUUCCCAUGAAGGGUUAGUAUUUAAACUGAAGAAGAAGGGUGUUAAAGGAAAAGCACUGGCCUGGAUAGUCGACUAUUUACGUGGUCGAACUAGUCAGACUAUGAUUGACGGUGUAACUUCAGCUCCCUGAGGCAUUUCCAAGGGCGUGGCUCAAGGCUCGGUCCUUGGACCCUUAUUACUUCUCAUCUACAUUGAUGAUUUGCCGAUAAAAAUUGAAAGCACAAUUCGAUUAUUCGCUGAUGACACUCUUCUUUUUUCGCACGAUAGUGAUCUUGUUCUUGCCUCUGGCUCGAGAUCUUAUCCGUGUUGUAGAAUGGGCUAAGAAGUGGAAAAUCCCUUUGAAUCCUACCAAAUGCGAAGCAAUAAGUUGUUCUACCAGACAAUCGAGAAGUAUCACUUUUACCCUUCCUGUUUUAUCACUCCUAGGAGUAGUUUUAUCUGAAAAAGAUUUUGUUAAAUAUUUGGGGCUUUAUCUUUCAUAUAACUUGAAAUGGGACAAACAUAUUGAUAAUUUUGCCUCAAGAGGGGAAUCCCUUGUUGGGCUGAUGAGAUGGCACGCUAGACUUUUGGAUAAGGCGGUUCUUCCUUCUAAGCUCAUUAUACGUUCUUUUUAAUACAUUCUAAGGCGCACAUAUGGCGAAAGCCGUUUGCGCAAUGGUUCUUUUUUCUUUUUCAAUAAAAAGUUUUAUAUAAAAAAAAAAAACUUUCAACUUCAGCGUCGGAGACAAGGAAAUGGUCAGAAAAAAAGCAUUGUUUCUUUGUCCUAGCUACUUCUAUGUGUUUCUGCUUUAAGUUUUUAACCGAAGUCCUACAUGAAACUUCAACAUAGGACACUAGUAAGACUAAUAAUUGAUGUACCUUGGUGUUUCAAUAGUGAACUUGUUCCACCGAUAAGCGAACAGACCGAGUUCGAGUCUCGACAGGAAAGAAAACUUUUUUUAAUAUGUCUUAUCCAGAAGGCACAUCAGAGCGACUUCCAAGGAGCCGACACAUUAAUGCGGCUAAAUAGGAACCGACUCCAGCGUCUUCCAUGCGACUCAAAAGAAGACCGACAGAUGUGAGUACUAUAGUACCCUCAACUUGAGAAAGUCUUUGGGGAUCAAAUGGUUAGUUAGAAAGUACGUCUCUUGUGCAGUUGCUUUCUUCUUUAUACCAUUUUUUAGUCGCUCUUCACGCAUGCAUUGAAACAGCAAUUUUCAAGAGAUCGUCAUUUAUCGUCUUCUCCUAGUGAAAUUGUGCUCAGGAAAAGAGCAGCACAUGGUCAUACAAAUUCUGGACGAAAGUUGAAAAUACAAAAAUGUGAAAAAGUUGAGCGUCGGGAGUAUUUACCCGCUGAGGAAGAACAACAAAUGGACGAUUUAUUAAUGUUCGACGAACAUAUCAAUGGGAUGGUGGAAAUGUUACGAACAACAAACUAUGACAUGUCAACCGUGAAACAGAAAUUUGAUUUUACGUAUUCACAUCGACGGCAAAUGAUAAUGAAUAACACCUUAGUCAAAGAAAUCCUUGAAUAUUACCCAGCAUUGACAAUUACAUCUAUUUUUCUUCGUGAAGUCAACCUUCGCUGUGAUCCUUACUUCAGCAGUGUGUCAGAAGCAGUUAAGAAAAACUUUCAUAAAUUAUCGUUGACUCUUAGCGAACAGUUAACUAAAACCAUUGGAAAGGAAAAUAUUGAUAGUGACGAUUUGCCAUUCGCAGUAUUGGAAUAUAUAAUGAAACGAUUCAAACAGUCGAAACGACUUUUGAUAAAUGAUACUCCAGUGGCUGUAUAUCCAAUGAUCCAAACAAGAAUGAAUGAUGAUGAUCGACUUAUACUGGAUUUGUCUUAUGAUCAAGAUUUGCCACAUGUCAAUUUUCUAUGUAUUGAUGUCGAUAAUAAGGCAAAUGUAUCAUUAGCACAACGUUUUCGUAUUGCAAGCGUCUAA